Acomys russatus (golden spiny mouse) is the source of this 1320-nucleotide messenger RNA. RefSeq names its product transmembrane protease serine 11A-like. The record is from RefSeq and is a predicted model, not a curated record. Gene Ontology annotation, biological process: proteolysis. Gene Ontology annotation, molecular function: serine-type endopeptidase activity. The transcript is spliced from 10 exons. Lineage: Eukaryota; Metazoa; Chordata; Mammalia; Rodentia; Muridae. The coding region runs from base 1 to 1320 and encodes 439 amino acids. Gene Ontology annotation, cellular component: extracellular region; plasma membrane.
AUGAAGGAGUCAUGGAAAGCGACUGAAGCUAAGAGAGUUACAGGUGAGGGUAACCAAGGUCUCCUUUUAUACAGAUUGGCAGGAUAUGGUGUCCACAACAGAGAUCUGAAGCCAUGGAUGACUGGCCUUCUCACUGCGCUCUCCCUGAUGAUGGUGACAGUGACCAUAGGACUUCUGGCUCACUUCUUAGCCUCCGGCCAGAAAAUGGAACGUUAUCAAAGGACCUUUACAAUUUCAGAUAUUCAAGUCAAGAGCAAUUCAGGACAAAAGAGCUCAAAUCAAUUGAAGGACUUACAGGAGAUGAAUGAAAAACUGGUAGAUGAGAUAUUUAUAGAUUCAGCCUUGAACAAGCACUACCUCAAAGACCAUACAGUCAAACUAACUCCAGAAGAAGGUGAUGCAAAAGCAGACAUUGUCAUGGCGUUCCAGCCCCCCUCUGCUGGGCAAAGGACCAUGGGAGAAAAGAAGACUGACAGCAUCCUAAACAAGAAGACAAGGACCACAAGAGCCUUGCCAGCCAAUGUCUCAGUAGUUCAAGUGGGUGCAAUGUGCUCAUCAGCAGGGAAGCUAACUGUCCAAGCAUAUUGUGGCAAACGAGCCAUCCCAUUAAUUGUCAGCAGAAUAGUGAGUGGAAAUCUUGCAGCCAAGGGUGCUUGGCCUUGGCAAGUUUCUCUUCAGCGCAGCAACAUCCACCAGUGCGGGGGCACUUUGAUUGGUAACAUGUGGGUCGUCACUGCAGCGCACUGUUUUAGAACUAAUUCUAACCCACGCCAAUGGACUCUUAGUUUUGGAACAACAAUAAACCCUCCUUUAAUGAAAAGAGGUGUCAGAAGGAUUAUUAUGCAUGAAAGGUAUCACCCCCCAGCAAGAGACCAUGACAUUGCUCUUGUGCAGUUUUCUCCCAAAGUCACCUUUUCAGACGAAGUACGCCGAAUUUGUUUGCCUGAAGCCUCUGCAUCAUUCCCGCCAAAUUCACCUGUCUACAUCACGGGAUUUGGAGCACUUUACUACAGUGGGCCAUCCCAAAAUGAGCUCCGAGAAGCCAGAGUAGAGAUUAUAAGCAAUGAUGUCUGCAAGCAACGCCACGUGUACGGCAGUGACAUAAAGCGUGGGAUGUUCUGUGCUGGGUAUCUGGAAGGAACUUAUGACGCCUGCAGGGGUGAUUCUGGGGGACCAUUAGUCAUAAAAGACAGCAAGGACACCUGGUAUCUCCUUGGAAUUGUGAGCUGGGGUGACAACUGUGGUCAAAAGAACAAACCUGGAGUUUACACACAAGUGACGUAUUACCGACGCUGGAUUGCUUCAAAAACGGGUCUCUAA